GUCUGAUUCACAGAUCAGUUUAUCCUUCUUACCCUCUUUGAGUUACUGAAAUUCUCUUCUUUUUUACCCUCCUGGCGAGGAUUUAUAAUUGCUAAUUCGAUUUGAAUUUGAACUGCUAGUUGGCUGGACCUUCUUUACGAUUCGCUCAUUACCAACCAGCUUUUGAGUUUCGUUUUUGUUGUUAAUAUUCAAGAUGUUGGCCAAGGUUUUCUUGUGGGCUGCGGUUGCUACUGCUAUGCCUCUCGUUGAAAUGUCUCCACGAGAACUCCACGAGCUUGAAGUUCACCAGCCAGUCUCGAUCAGGAAGAAUUCACCUCUCGAGGCCCGAGCCAACAGAAUCAUCCCCGUCGUCGUUGGCGGUGCUCAAGAUACCUUCGUUCCGAAUAUGAUUCGAGCAGCAGCCGGAGACGUGAUCCAGUUCCAGUUCAGUUCUGGAAACCAUACCGUCACUCAAAGCUCUGAAGACUCCCCAUGCCAGCCACUCCAGGCUACACAGUCUGGAGUUAUUCACAGCGGGCACAUCCCUUUCGAGGCUGGCCAGACUACCGUUGGAACGUUUAAUGUUCCUCUCAACAACACGGAGCCUAUCUAUCUGUACUGUGCUACUGGGCCGCACUGUCAGAUUGGUCAGGUGAUGGCCAUCAACCCCCCCUCUGAGGAAAACUUGGUCCAGUUCUCCAAGAAGGCAGCCGGUGCCCUGGCCAACGUCGACGCUGGUGCAGCUACAGGCGGAACAGUUGGAGAGAUUCCUUUGGCAGAGGCAGCGUUUACUCCGGCUGAGGAAGAGGCUCCUCCUGCACCCCCUGCUGAGAGUCCUCCUGCUGCAAGCCCUCCAGCCCCUUCGGCUCCUGCACCUUCAGCACCUGCUCCUCCGGCUGAGACACCGUCAAGCACUCCUGGGGCAGCGGCGAUGGAAGCACAUCACCGCCUUGGAUAUUAGCGGGUCUUUUGUACAGUUUAGGAAAUCCUUAUAUCAAGAC
Fusarium redolens is the source of this 980-nucleotide messenger RNA. RefSeq lists its product as uncharacterized. The coding region runs from base 194 to 940 and encodes 248 amino acids. The transcript has 3 exons. NCBI's taxonomy places the organism in Eukaryota, Fungi, Ascomycota, Sordariomycetes, Hypocreales, Nectriaceae. The record is from RefSeq and is a predicted model, not a curated record.